This is a messenger RNA of Daphnia pulicaria, 2924 nucleotides long. Its product is annotated as putative ferric-chelate reductase 1 homolog. The coding region runs from base 16 to 2310 and encodes 764 amino acids. NCBI's taxonomy places the organism in Eukaryota, Metazoa, Arthropoda, Branchiopoda, Diplostraca, Daphniidae. The record is from RefSeq and is a predicted model, not a curated record. Gene Ontology annotation, molecular function: oxidoreductase activity, acting on metal ions. The transcript has 14 exons.
UUCUACCUGUGGCGAAUGGAAGGAGAAGGAGAAAGAGAAAAGAAGGUUGCUGUUGUUGUUGUAGUAGUCGUAGUACAGGAAUAUCAUAAAGUGGUGGCACGUCUGGUUGGGCAGGCCAGUCAGAGUGCCGGUUGCGUUCAGAACAGACACGCCACUGAGGAAACGAGUUUUGGAAGAAAAAAAGAUCGACAUUUUCUCUUUUUUCAAAAUUUCCCGAUUUCAGUGGAUUUUAACGGUGUGGACUUGUGGAAAAUAUCGGAACUUUGCCAGUGUAGUGAACUGGACAACUGCCACACCACAAAAAGAUUCUACGGCGACAACAACAUGAAGAGGCGCAUGCUUCAAGUGGUUUUCCUCUUGACUCUUGUUGGUUCCAUCCACAAGUCAAAUGGCUACGGCAGAGGUGCACCUGACACUACCUGCUCCUCCAUGAUGCCCAGACACGGUCCUAAUGCUCAGACAUCUCCGUCUCCCUUCACCACCACCCCACUGAAGACUAGUGUCGAACCUGGGGGGCAAAUCACUGUGAGGCUGGCAGCUAUAAAUCCUGCAGACAAUUUCAGGGGAUUCCUCAUUCAUGCCACCAAUCCUGCUUCUCCAUCCAUUGUGGCACUAGGCAGUUUUAUCAAUCCACCGCCAAACACAAAAACUCUCACCUGCUCUCCUGGACUGCAGAAUUCCCUUACUCAUGGAGAUGGCAGAGGAAAGGCCACUUUGGACAUCACCUGGCAGGCCCCAACAGAUUUCCAAGGAGAAGUCCAGUUCAGGGCCACUUUUGUCAAGGAUUACAAUACAUUUUGGACCCAAGUUCCCGCUGUAGCGUUGGUCCGUGUUGGCCGCUCUGGAGGCGUCACACCGGCCUAUCAAGCUCCGACAACUUACAGCCGCGAUCAGGCGUCUUACCCUUACGUUCCUCCUUCAACGACGACAUCGGCGACCACGACGACUCGAAUCGUCAGCACCUCUCCCAAUCCCAGCACCACCCAGUGGAGUUUCGCUAAACAGACUCCAGCGCCGAUGGCAUCUGCCCAGCUUCCAUCUGUUUACAUGGGCUGCGGUGACGUGAAGGGAUGUUUUGGCUUGGGAGGCACUUGCGUCCAGGAAGGUUCCUGCUCGGCCAUGGUCACAUACGCCGUCAAGGGCCAGCGCUACGAGUUUGAAUUGUGGGCCACCAAUACCCCACCCAACUCGUACGUGGCUGUCGCGUUCUCCAACGACAACCUAAUGGGCGACGAUAGCGUGUCUGAAUGCACUUUGGUCAACGGCAGGGUCAACGCCUACAUGUCGUACAACGAGGGCAAAAGCAACACACGACUCCGAGACCCGACUAAUGGACUGAAAUUGAUCGAGGGAAAGUACAGCGACGGUAAUUUGUACUGCCGGUUCGAGCGCCAGGCGCAAUUUGUCAUUGGCGAUAAACAUUUCGACAUGGCCAAAGAUUAUCUCCUGUUUUUGGCCCGUGGCCCGGCUUCAGACAACGGAAUUUCGUACCACGACAGACAAAAAACGGUUUCCUCUAGGACUGUCCGACUGGCCGAAACGGGUGCAGUUGGCGCCAACAGAGGUACAUUAGUGAAACUUCACGGAGCAUUUAUGGUGGCCGCGUGGAUGUUUGCCGCUUCUUGUGGAAUUUUAUUUGCCAGAUACUUUCGACUCACUUGGGUUGGCAAGCAAUUCAUGGGCAAGGAUCUCUGGUUUGUGUCCCAUCGCAUGUUGAUGGUCAUCACCUGGAUCCUGACGGUCAUCGCCUUCAUCCUCAUCUUUAUUGAACUGGGAGGUUGGACUUCCUUACCAGUGACGACCAACCCUCACGCGGUCAUCGGAGUUGUCACCACCGUGUUGGCCUUUAUUCAGCCGUUCAUGGCCUACUUCCGGCCACAUCCUGGCACUCCUAAACGGUUCAUUUUCAACUGGGCUCAUUGGCUGGUUGGCAAUUCGUCCCACAUUCUCGGCAUCGUCUGCAUCUUUUUGGCCGUCGAUUUGGACAAGGCUGCCAUUCCUUAUUGGGUCAAUUGGCUCCUCGUUUCUUAUGUGGCCGUUCACGCAGCCACUCACCUCGUUUUAUCGUUGGCCCAGUGUUGUUACCAUGCCGAUGGGAGCCGAAAACCAACUGCCGUUUUUGCUAUGCGCGAUCUGGCGCCUCACCAAAGCAACCAGAAUCAUUUUUACUCUACGCAACAGGACAAGAAAGAGGAUGCCCAUGGUUCCACGUUCCGCCGGGUUAUGCUGGCUUUUUACAUCCUUCUGGUGGCCGGUUUCGCGGCUGCUGUGAUUGCCACAAUAGUCACCGGUCCUUGGGCCAAGCAAUAAACAUCACAACAAAAAGUGGAAUUGCGAUAUGUGCGUCUGUUUUUAGGUAAUCAAUCGUUGGGUUAACAUUUCAAGGAAUUUUAUUUUGUAAACUGUCGCGCACAAAACACUGAACUGGACGCAGCCGUCUAUAUAUUUGUAUCGUAUAUUGUAAAGUAAUCUGUGAAAAACGAGUGCGAUCUCCUCUUUUUAAAUGUUUUUUGAAAAAUGGAAAGGAAACAACAAAAAAAUAACGACACAAACAACAAAAUGGAACACACACAAUUCUGUACUAUUUUAAUGAGCUACUUGUGUGUCUGUGUAUAAUUUUUAUUGAAUCUUUUAUGUCACGGGAAUUUUGGUCUUUUUAUUAUUUGGAAAUCUCUUAACUUUCACGAACUACCACUUUACUUAAGUAUUUCUGCCUUGAUUAUCUAUUCCCCCUCUUUGUUCCUCGCUAAACAUGUUCAGUGCUGUAGCUGCAUUUUUUAGAACGUGAAGGUUAAACUAAUUCUGUGACGUAAACAAGCCUUGGGAUUUUGCAACACCUGUUGAAUGUCCCAUUUUUCAUUUAAUUUGGUUUGCAAAAAUUUUCAAAGAGAAAAUGCAAAUAAAUAUACGUUGAUUGGCCACAA